Molecule: messenger RNA, 2914 nt
Organism: Malania oleifera
Lineage: Eukaryota; Viridiplantae; Streptophyta; Magnoliopsida; Santalales; Ximeniaceae
Product: G-type lectin S-receptor-like serine/threonine-protein kinase At2g19130
Exons: 1
Coding region: 102-2582 (826 amino acids)
Biological process (GO): protein phosphorylation; recognition of pollen
Molecular function (GO): protein serine/threonine kinase activity; ATP binding
Source: RefSeq, a predicted model, not a curated record
GCAUCUCAUGAUUUUCUCUUUUUCUGCCUUCUCGCUGCCUGCGUGCUUCACCUCACAAUUGUUUUUAAGACUUGUUCUCAUCUGCCAACAUUUGUGAAACUAUGGCUAUCGGAAACAUUUUCUGGUUCAUGCAUUCCUCUCUCUUCCUCUGCUUAUUCUUGAAGGCCCAUUUUUCUAUAGGAGCUGAUACCAUUUCAGCUGGCAACUCAUUGUCAGGGGACCAGACCAUAAUCUCUGCUGGUGGAGAAUUUGAGUUGGGUUUCUUCAAUCCUAGUAAUUCCUCAAGCUUCUACAUAGGUAUCUGGUACAAGACAAUUUCUUUACAGACAGUAGUUUGGGUGGCAAACAGGGAUGAACCCAUCUCUGAUAAACACUCCUCGGAGCUUAAGAUGCUCGAUGGCAAUUUAGUUAUUUUUGAUGGGUCUCAAAACCCAGUAUGGUCUACAAAUUUAGAUUUCACUACUUCAAGUUCUACAGAAGCUGUUCUAUUGGAAAAUGGAAAUUUUGUUUUGAGAGACGGGCCAAAUUCGUCAAGAACAAAAUGGCAAAGUUUCGAUUUUCCCACAGAUACAUGGCUUGCAGGUAUGAAGUUUGGAUUGAAUAAGCGCACCAAUCGGACACAGCGCCUUACUUCGUGGAAAAGUUCAAAUGAUCCUGGUACUGGAAUCUUCACUUUUGAACAUGACGGAGAUGGGUCUAGUCAGUAUGUUUCAAUUUGGAACAUGACUAGGCAGUAUUGGACUAGUGGGGAGUGGAAUGGGCAGUGUUUUGGUAUGGUUCCUGAAAUAAGAAUCACUCAUUUAUACACUUCAAUAGAUUUUAAUUUCAGCUAUGUUAUGAAUGAGAACGAGAGUUAUUUCACCUAUUCAUUGCCUAAUACUUCCAUUAAAUCAAGAACUGUACUGGAUUUAUCUGGGCAGAUCAAGGCAUUGUCCUGGUUGGAGUCUUCCAAGCAAUGGUCUCUGUUCUGGGCCCAGCCUCAACGGCAAUGUGAAGUGUAUGCUCGUUGUGGGCCAUUUGGAAUUUGCAGCGAGAAGACUGAUAAUUUCUGUCGUUGCUUGCCGGGUUUUGUCCCAAGCUCUCAGAAGAAUUGGAGUUUGAGUGAUUGGUCCGGUGGUUGUAAGAGAAAUGCCAAUUUGCAGUGUGGUAAUAAUGCUUCUAAAGGGGAGGAAGACAAGUUUUUUCCAAUGCCUAACAUGAGAUUGCCUGUGAAUCCACAUACAUUGGGGAUUCCAAAUCUCGGAGAAUGUGAAUUGGAAUGCCUGAGUAAAUGCUCUUGCCCUGCUUAUGCUUAUAAUGAUGGUGUGUGCUCCAUAUGGAUUGGAGACUUGUUAAAUCUGCAGCAAUUGUCACAAGAUGACAAUAAUGGAAAAGUUCUCUUUCUUAGACUCUCAGCAUCUGAAUACCCUGCUCACAAGAGUAGUAGGGGAGAAGUUGAUAUAGUUGUGGGCUCAGCUAUGGGUUUAUUGGCACUAUUUGGUCUUGCCUUGAUUUUGUGCCUUUGGAGGAGAAGGAGAUCAAUCAGAUCAGCAGAAACUGUGGAGGGUUCAUUGGUGGCAUUUAAAUUCAGAGAUCUGCAAGCUGCAACAAAAAAUUUCUCAGAAAAAUUGGGAGGAGGAGGUUUCGGGUCAGUCUUCAAAGGGACAUUGCCUGAUUCCACUGUGGUAGCUGUGAAGAGGCUUGAAAGCAUCAGCCAAGCAGAGAAGCAAUUCCGAACAGAAGUCAGCACAAUUGGGACAAUCCAACAUAUUAACUUGGUUCGGCUUCGGGGGUUUUGCUCUGAAGGCAGUAAGAAGUUAUUGGUCUAUGAUUACAUGCCAAAUGGGUCUCUAGAUUCUCAUCUUUUUCGUGGGAAAGAUUCAUCCAAAGUGUUGGACUGGAAAUCAAGGUACCAAAUUGCAUUGGGGACAGCAAGAGGACUGCUCUAUCUCCAUACCAAGUGCAGAGACUGCAUCAUACACUGUGACAUAAAGCCUGAAAACAUUCUUUUGGAUGCUGGUUUCUAUCCUAAAUUGUCAGAUUUCGGCCUUGCAAAGCUUGUUGGUCGGGAGUUCAGCCGGGUCUUGACCUUUUUCAGAGGCACAAGAGGCUAUCUCGCACCGGAAUGGGUUUCAGGCAUGGCUAUAACUGCCAAAGUUGACGUUUACAGUUAUGGAAUGACGCUUUUUGAAUUGAUAUCAGGAAGACGAAACUUUGAGCAAUCUGAAAACAGCAAUGUCCAGUGCUUCCCUGUUUGGGCUGCAAACAAAAUAAUUGAAGGCAGUGAUGUCCUUAGCCUAUUAGACCAGCGAUUGGAUGGAAAUGUGGAUGCAGAAGAGCUACGCAGAGUCUUUAAAGCCGCUUGUUGGUGUAUCCAAGAUGAUGAAAAUCAUAGGCCGUCAAUGAGUCAGGUGAUUCAAAUUCUUGAGGGGGUUUUGGAUGUUGAACUACCAGUGAUCCCAAGGUCUCUCCAAAUGCUUGUCGAAAACCCGGGGCAUAUAGUUUUCUUCACCAAGUCAUCCUCAAGCCAAUGUUUGCAAGCAAGUUGCCAUCCCUCAGCUUCUUCCUCUGUGGCCAAGAGCAACACUGACGUUGGGUGUUGAAGAACAUAAGUUGAAAAUGCACAGCUCCAUCAAAUUUGGUCAACUACAUAAAUCUAUAUUUUCAAUCCGUGGUUCAAAGGUUUGCUUUUUCAGUGGUUUCUUUUGUUUCUACUAAUCACAUAUCGUUUCUCAUAUAUUUCAUAGGAGCAUCAGUUUUCGAGUCUUGGUUAAUGUCACAAGCUGAAGUUUCUCAGGAAACAUGGCUCGUUAUUUUGAAUAAUUAUGCCUCAGCAUUUUAGUGUAUGAACUGCAAAAUAAACUUAAGCUCCUGCUGAUUUACAGCAUACUGGACUUUGAAUUGGUAAAAUAGAACUUGACUUGCAGGUGUUCUC